Talaromyces proteolyticus is the source of this 1113-nucleotide messenger RNA. Its product is annotated as putative DnaJ domain protein Psi. NCBI's taxonomy places the organism in Eukaryota, Fungi, Ascomycota, Eurotiomycetes, Eurotiales, Trichocomaceae. The transcript is spliced from 3 exons. Gene Ontology annotation, biological process: translational initiation. The record is from RefSeq and is a predicted model, not a curated record. Gene Ontology annotation, cellular component: cytosol. Bases 1 to 1113 code for a protein of 370 amino acids. Gene Ontology annotation, molecular function: protein-folding chaperone binding.
AUGGUUGCCGAAUCAAAGCUAUACGAUGCAUUGAGCAUCAAGCCUGAUGCCUCGCAAGAUGAGAUCAAAAAGGCAUACAGGAAGGCUGCUUUGAAGCAUCACCCCGACAAGAACAAAGACAAUCCUAAAGCUGCCGAUAAAUUCAAAGAGGUUUCUCAGGCAUAUGAGGUCCUUUCGGACCCUGAAAAAAGAAAGAUAUACGAUCAAUUCGGCUUGGACUAUCUGAUGCGUGGUGGUCCGGCACCUUCUGCUGGUCCCGGAGGAGCUGGCGGUCCCUCAGGCUUCGAAACUGGCGGUAUGCCUGGAGGAUUCAACUUUACCAACAUGGGCGGAGCACCCGGUGGUGGUACCCGUACUUUCCACUUCUCUGGCCCAGGAGGUGCCAGUGGAUUUCGCUUCAGCAAUGCCGACGACAUAUUCAAGAACUUCGCCAAAACCGGAGGUGGUGGAAUGGGUACGGGCGACGAUGAAGAUGACAUUUUUGCUAAUAUACUGGGCGGUGGGCUCGGAGGCAGUCCAAGGUUCAGGACAUCCGGGCCCGGUGCGAACUUCACCCAGCGCCGUGCACCUACCCCCGAACCUCGGGUAGAGGAGAAGCCUCUUUUGCUUUCUCUAGAAGAGAUCUUCAACGGUACGACAAAGAAGGUCACAGUUAAAAGCAAGACAUUUGAUUCCAGUGGAAAGCGAAAAGUCCAUGACGUCACUCUCGAGGCUACUAUUAAGCCUGGUUUGAGGUCUGGUUCCAAGAUCAAAUACAAAGGCGUUGGCGAUCAGGAAGAAGGUGGUCGACAAGACGUACAUUUAAUUGUUACAGAGAAAGAACAUCCUGUAUUCAAACGCAGCGGCGACCACCUCAUCGCAACGGUCGAUCUCAGCCUGAAAGAGGCGCUCACGGGCUGGGAGCGAAUUGUAAAAACGAUCGAUGGCAAGUCAAUUCGUGUCGCUAAGCCGGGACCUACUCCGUCUGGGUACGAAGAGCGUUUCCCUGGGUUGGGUAUGCCAAUUUCGAAGAAUCCAAGCGAACGAGGGGAUAUGAUCGUAAAGGUCAACGUCAAGUUCCCAACAAGUUUGACAGCCAGCCAAAAAGAUAUUUUGAAAGAUGUUUUACCCUGA